UUUAAAACGUAACAUGUGUGCAUAAAUUUUUGAUGAAUUAUUUUUGUAUAUGUGUGAAACUGUAUAACAAAACAUGUAUUCGCACUAGAAAACGCAUGCUUGUUGAAUAUCGCUGUUACGCUUGGUUCUGAAGGCUUCCACGGAACUUGCCGCUGCCAGAAUCUAACUCCAUAAGAUUAUCAGACAAAUUCGUCUUCUUCAACCUCAACGCAGAAGCAAAAUCACUUAAACAGGCUUUCUCACUGUGUUUAUAAUUCUAUCUCUUCCCUCCUCUACCACUCAAUUCGAAACUUAAUCAAUCUCGACUUCCACUGCAAGAUGAGGAAGGAAGAGACUGUGAAACUAAUCAGCGCCGAGGGCUUCGAGUUCGUGAUCCACAAAGACGCCGCCAUGGUCUCUCAGACCAUCCGAAACAUGCUCACUUCUCCAGGGAGUUUUGCUGAAACGGAACACGGCGAGGUGACGUUCCCUGAGAUCAGCACCACCAUUCUUGAGAAGAUCUGCAAGUAUUUUUACUGGAACCUUCAAUAUGCAAGUGGGAAGCAGACCGAGUUUCAUAUUGAACCUGAAUUGGUUCUGGAGUUGAUGAUGGCAGCCAAUUAUCUCCAUACAUGAUCAUGCCAUCUCCCUUGGGUGACCAAGUCCUAUUUAACAUUGAUUGCCCAGGAAGAUGUCCAAGGAUGUGAUCGUUACCUGAGAGGGCGUGAAAAGCAUAGGAAAUCUGCUUUGGUGUCAAGCACUGGAUUCUCUCCUAGACUGCAAUGUAGUAUAUAUAUAAGACUAUUGUAGUCAAAUUCAUGCAGUUAUAACUUAUAAGAUAUUGUAACAUUACUUUCGAGACAUUAAUGAUUAGUCUCAGCAUCAUCACCAUAAGUAGAAUACUUUUUGCAAGUUGUUUUCUAUGUGUACUCAAUUCUCAGAGCUGAUGUAAGUUAGUUGUGCUUGUUGGCAAGGCAAGGAGAUAAGUACAGUGACCUCUCGUUAUUGAUAUUCUUGGAGAUAUAACAUCCCACAUACUUUAUUUAGAGUGAA
This is a messenger RNA of Prunus persica (peach), 1032 nucleotides long. Its product is annotated as elongin-C. Gene Ontology annotation, cellular component: elongin complex. NCBI's taxonomy places the organism in Eukaryota, Viridiplantae, Streptophyta, Magnoliopsida, Rosales, Rosaceae. Bases 319 to 615 code for a protein of 98 amino acids. Gene Ontology annotation, molecular function: protein-macromolecule adaptor activity. The transcript has 4 exons. Gene Ontology annotation, biological process: ubiquitin-dependent protein catabolic process. The record is from RefSeq and is a predicted model, not a curated record.